GAGAGACAUACACUAGCAGUGGUGCUCGUGCCGCCGUCCCCAGCAGAGGUGUUCUCCGUGACUCCGUUAGUGCUGUGGUCCUGUUGGGCAGACACGACCACCAACACCACCCAAGCAGCACCAAGGGACUCGGCACCUUAUCACAAGCCCUGCACCGCCUAGCGUUGUGAUAGAAGCACUGGAUUUACAAAAGAACACGGCGAAGAAAAGUCAGUGCGUGUGAUAGUGACUCGGCGCCAACGGUGAAGCUUACAGAAGAAAGGAAUACAUCACUGCGAACCACACACCCGACUAUGAACAUAAAAUGGUUUAAAGUAAAGUGGAAGCGGUUCCUGUUGGUGGUGAUGGCGGGGGUGGUGAUGACUGCCACGAUGACCAACAGGACGACAAGGGAGUCCGUCAUCUCGUACGCCUCCCCUGGUGACACUACGGGAUCAGAAUCCGAGCCCUUCUUCCCAGACUUCCCGAACCAGACGCGGAUAGGCAAGCCAGCAGAGAUCCCUCGCCGGUUCCUGGUGGAGGAGGCCGAUGCGUGCCUGCGGGCGGGUGACGACGUGGAGGUGGUGGCGUACGUGCACUCCGCCAUCAGCAGGGUGGAGCAGCGGCGGCAGACGAGGCUCACUUGGGCCAGCGCCGACACGCCCAAGAUGGUGGUGGUGUUCAUGGUGGGCCGCGCCAAGAACGACGAAGAGAGGGAGAUUCUCCGCCGAGAGAGCGAACUAUAUCACGACAUCGUACAGGGUGACUACGGAGACCACUACAACCUGCUGAGCUACAAGGCACUCAACGCUCUCUACUGGGUCACCCGCAACUGUCCCCACGUGCCCUGGACCCUCCAUGUCGACGAUGACCUCCUCAUCGACACCUUCAUGCUCCAGAAGUUCAUUGAGGAGUACGACAACAGCCGCGUCAGGGACAUGUUUCACUGCAGGCUGCUGGCAAAGUUGAGAGUACUCAGAAAAGGCCGCUGGAGAGUCAGCCGGAGGGAGAUGUCCUUUAGGCGUUACCCACCCUUUUGUCAGGGCACGAUGUGGCUGCUCCCCACCAAGGAGGUCCCCAGACUAUUGGAGGCAGUUCCUUUCGUCAAAUAUCUCUGGGUCGACGAUGCUUACGUCACUGGCAUGCUCGCUAAAAAGGCCAGAUUAAAAAUCUCACCUAUCCCCAUCAAUCGCUUCGGCGUCAGUAAAUACUCGGAUGAGGAUAUUGGCGAAAAGGUGGCGUGGUUCCACGUCCACAACAGAACCUUCACGGAUCUGUGGCCGCUGAUCCUGGACCACUACAACGCCACCUACACGCUGUGAUGGAUGUGUGCGGCGCGACGAUAUUACCACAGCAGAGGAACACUUCCGUCUCAGUCAGGCGACAGGCCACUCUCGUGCUCCUCGGCCUGGUGGCGUGGAAUGCAUCGGCGCCACUAAACUGUCCUCACCGAGAUGGCUAAACAGCAGAAUGUUCCAGCCUGCUCAUGCCGUUGAAGGAUGUGAGGAAAAUUAGGAUACCUUUUGUCCGUGUGAUGGGCUGGAGGCCUACCAGUAGCAGGGAAAUCAUGAUAUACAUUAACACCUUGCACACCCAACUUCCCGGACGCCACCUUACUCAGGAUGCCACACAGCUCACCAUUUCAUAUACAUUCCAUUUCUUUACACAUUACAUUUUCCUUAACAUCUUAAUGUACCUCAAACAGCUCAUUCCUCCAUAUAUCAUCUUCAUUCCAUCUCAUCAGAAUAGUGAUAUGUAUCAUGCACUACACCCUACCCCACGGUUUCCAUUUAUCAUCACACCACCCCCUACCACCCCAAAUAAGUCAUUGAACACACCCAACACCCCAACACCCAACACCCCAACCGUCUCCGUUGUCACGAAGGAAGCACACAAGGAUUUAAAGGGCAACACGAGGCCGACGGUCUACGCAUGGCAGGUCCUGAAAAUGAGUUAUUCACAAACUCCCCUCCAGAUUCAUAGUUUUGUCAAAUUUUCAUUUAAAACUUUCAGUCGUGUUUGCAACAACUACAGAUAUAUGCAUAAUUUGUUGUGCUCAUCAACUAUCCAAUUCGUGAACCAGUUUUUAGCAUUCUCUUUCUUGAACCCAAUUUUCUAAAUUCAUUCCCAUUGCUGAACGUUCUAACAUGUUUUCAGUAUAAGUAUAAGCUUAAGUAUAAGUAUCUAAACCGCCCUUAUUAAUCCCGUUUAUCCAAUUCAAACUUCAAAUGAAGUCUCAUUGCAAUCAAAGUCUUUUAAACAAAUUACAUCAAUUAAGCUUUUUCAGUUUUUCUCUGCUCGGUAAACUUUCAAUGCUUGAAUUAUUUUGGUCACUCUUGUCUGUACUGAUUUGAGGAUAUCUGUAUUUCAUGUUAUCAAAAGGCAUCAUCAAGGAAAACACCUGCGCGCCGAAAUGUGAGACGUGAUGUUGUAACAGUGAUAUGCCUGCGUUUAAGAAACAAAAAAUAUAUAAGUACAAAUGUGUAUAUAAUUUUAUUCUCUCUCUCUCUCUCUCUCUCUCUCUCUCUCUCUCUCUCUCUCUCUCUCUCUCUCUCUCUCUCUCUCUCUCUCCGUCUCCAUACCACGCCUAGCAAAAGGGAACGCGGGGAGUCUCUGAUAAGGCAGGAGAUAGCACGGCUGAACCAAGGGCUAUCAAUCAGCUGUUUCUUGAUGCUCUUCCUCCCACCACACACACACACACCUAUAAUAUUGUACCAGCUGUGUAGCGAGAUGGUAUAAUUUUUUUUUUUUUAACUUGUUUUUUUUUUCGAAGAAGUUAAAACAAAAAAAUCUUUGUAUACUAUUAUUUAUGAUUAAGAACUUUUAAAUUGUGUGUGUGUGUGUGUGUGUGUGUGUGUGUGUGUGUGUGUGUGUGUGUGUGUGUGUGUGUGUGUUCUAAAAAUGUCACUUAUGAAUAACUGUCCUCAUUGAGUUUUCUGUUUCAAAAGAGAUGAGGGGUGGGUGUGGGAAGUGACUGGGAGUGUGUAGGGGAUGUGGGAGGGAAGGGGGGAGUGAGGGGACGAGGUUAGAGGGGGGAGGGGAGUGGGAAUCAUGAUAGAGUUAGGAUGGGGUUGGUAACAGUGGCGAGAGUGUGUUCGGCGGAUUGUCUUUGGUUUUGAAGGUUGCAGAGUUGAGGGAGAGUUAGAGGUUAGAGGUGGAGGGAGUUUGGGAUGGUGGCGAGACUGUGAGGGGGUGAGGGGUGCAGGGUUAUCGGAAUGGAAGUAAGCGGGGUGGAGGUGAAGGGGUUUGAGGAUGGGCCGUUGGGGAGUAAGGAGUGAUAGUUGCGGGGUGAGAAUUCAGUUUUCGUGUAUUGGGGUUGUUGUGGGGUGAGGGACAUAGGUGGAGGUUGGGGUGUGGGGGGUUAGAACUCGAGGUAGGAUGGAGGUUCAAGUUUGGGGUUGUGGGUGAUGGAACAAAUGUGUGUUUAGCUCCGUUCAGGCGUUCACACUGCCGACUCCGGGCCAAGACAACCCAGCGACUUGUAGGACCCCUUCACACUGUGCCAAAUCAACAUCCGACGAUCGUUUAUAGACUUCUUUCCGACCAUGUGCGACUCUUUCACAUCAACAUUUCACCCCUAAGACCUCGUGUACCCUGAGUCGCUGGGUUGUCGUGGCCCAGAGUCGGCACGGUGUGAACGGGCUAAGUGAGACGAGGCGAGACUGAGGCAGCACGCACCGGGUAGUAUUUUAAUUCUCUAGAAGCUAAAAUUCCUGCACGAGCCACCAGUCACCUCGUCUCCAGCUGAAGGAAAGCACCGACCUGAUAUUGUAGUGCUUCUGUUACUCAUAAUUAUUUUUUGUUACCGAAAAAAUAAACUAGAAAACAA
Eriocheir sinensis (Chinese mitten crab) is the source of this 3808-nucleotide messenger RNA. Its product is annotated as beta-1,3-galactosyltransferase 5-like. NCBI's taxonomy places the organism in Eukaryota, Metazoa, Arthropoda, Malacostraca, Decapoda, Varunidae. The transcript has 4 exons. The record is from RefSeq and is a predicted model, not a curated record. Gene Ontology annotation, cellular component: membrane. The coding region runs from base 294 to 1301 and encodes 335 amino acids. Gene Ontology annotation, molecular function: hexosyltransferase activity.